AUGACUACUAUAAUGAGCUUAUCACAGCAAUAUAUUCUCGCUUCUAGAGCCAAGAGGAAGCUUUUGUCAGCAGCAAACCAGAGUGGGGGUAAAGACCACGAAUUGAGGGUCCUUGUAGGCCAUGCAAACUUGCUAGAUAGACUAUCAGAGUCAAUAUCUAAAUUCGACUCUCUGCUUUCCAGAAACUCUUACGAAGAAAGUCACGUGAUCCAUGAAGAGGAAGAAGACGAAGAGUUCUACGAGGAUGGAGAGGACGAAUACAGCAGUAGUAGUGACAGCGAGGACGAAGACACACAGCCAUUGGUAUCAAGCAAAAUCUCAUCAUUGUCGCCCUACAAUCGGGUGCGAGACGCUCACUCUUCCUCUGGCAAGGACGCACCAGAAAGCGAGCAGGAUUCCGCCGUAUCGUCAUCGUCUGAUGAGGAAGAAUCAACGUCAGAUUCUGAUUACGACGAAUCAAACGCCCGCUCCAGAUACCUCGCUACACUUCAAGACAUGCAAGAUGAGUCUGAAGACGAAGAACCAAACUAUAUUCUAUCAACACACCCAAUAUUGUACAAAUGUCCCUCCCAAAAUCUGACGCUGUCGUCAGUAUCACUAAAUUUGACGUCCGGAACAUCAAAUGACUUACUACAUAACGACGAGUCUCGAGUUACCACUCUUGUACUCUCAGAUGAUGAAUCCGAGAAUGAACUGGAAGAAGAUCUAGGAACACUAUCGCCAGUUUAUGUUCUGUGA
This is a messenger RNA of Kluyveromyces marxianus DMKU3-1042, 738 nucleotides long. RefSeq names its product Ecm13p (gene ECM13). Bases 1 to 738 code for a protein of 245 amino acids. NCBI's taxonomy places the organism in Eukaryota, Fungi, Ascomycota, Saccharomycetes, Saccharomycetales, Saccharomycetaceae. The record is from RefSeq and is a predicted model, not a curated record. The transcript has a single exon.